Messenger RNA from Drosophila pseudoobscura, 544 nucleotides. Its product is annotated as translation initiation factor IF-2. The record is from RefSeq and is a predicted model, not a curated record. Bases 86 to 493 code for a protein of 135 amino acids. The transcript has 2 exons. NCBI's taxonomy places the organism in Eukaryota, Metazoa, Arthropoda, Insecta, Diptera, Drosophilidae.
AAAAGGAAGUACAGGAAGUGGCUUUAGGUUGCUAUAUAUACGGCAGUUUAGACGUUGGCCACGUUUAGAAGCACCAAUAGACGUCAUGAGAACAAGUACAGCUACAAUCGUGGGCUUAACGCUGCUGCUAUGCCUGGGCCUUAGUAGCUCCCACAGUUUUGGCGGAAAGCUCGGAGGGGGCGGCUACGCCCCUGUGUACACCAGCUAUGUGCCCUAUCCCGUCGCCCAGCCCGUUCCAGUGCCUCAGCCUAUACCCGUACCAGUUGCGGUUCCACAGCCUAUCCCAGUCCCAGUGCCACAGCCAGUUGUUGUGCCAUUCAAGCACGGGUGGAAGGGUGGCCUGGGUGGGCUGGGAGGAUUCGGAGGAGGCGGUUUCGGCGGCUACGGUGGGGGAUAUUCCGGAAGCUAUGCCUCGGCCUACAGCUCUGCUAGCGCCUUUUCUGGAGGUUUUGGUGGCGGCGGUUACGGUGGGGGUAUCUGGAAGAGACGCUAAGUUUUUUGUUUAAGGCAUUUUGAAUAAAGCUAUAUUUAAUUUUAUUGAAAA